UGAAGCUAUUGGAAAGUAAAAUACACACCACACUUCAAAAUCGUAGGGCACUGGGUAGGCUUUUAGCACCCGAUGUGGUUGUGUAUUUGGAGUUUCUCAUCGCCACUUCCAAGUUACCGUGGGAAAGUCACAAACUACAGUAUCCUAACUGUAGGAUAUAUCGUAGUAGGAUUUAUUUAACAACAGUUGAAGCCUGUUGCCUCCCGCUGUUGGACAAAACGGCAUUUUCAUUGCAUUUUCAUUCGCUCUAGCUACAGUUUCAGAGGACUUGGAAGUUUAAAUUCGUGAAUUAAAAUCGAAAGAAAACCCACCUGGCCGUCUGGUAACUGGUUCAACAAACUGCAGCAGAAGGGGAAUGUGGUUUGUUGACGAUAGCCAAUCCUUCCGUUGGCUGUUCUCCAUUUGAAAAACAGUGAGAUGAUUUUAAUGACGUGGUCCAUCAUCCUUCGAGGGGAGACCAACUGCAAAACCAUCAACGUCUGAUCAACUCUUGUGACUCCUCUUGUGACUCCUGGUGUCCAGUGGAGAGGAGGCUCCUCAAACCCCCAGAUAUUGAGUGAAGCGAGAGGACUUAAAAGGAGGCACAACAAAAUGGAUGCCGUAGACACCAUCCAGAACUCUGCCUUGGAGACCAAGGCUGAGCGCAUCGCCCGCUACAAAGCCGAGAGGAGGAGAGAGCUGGCGGAGCGUUACGGAAACACUGAGGAAGUCGGCUCUAAAUACACCAGGAGGGAAAGGAAAGCUGGUGAGACUUCUGAGAAAGAGAAGACGGAGGACAGAAGCUCCAAGUCCGAGCAGACGUUAUCUAGCCGGGCCUCCAGGAGUAGGAUGGAAGACCGCGAAGAGUCUGUUGACAGCGAGUCCUCCCAGGAGACCGGGGGGGAUGAGGAGGCCCAACUGGAUACAGCUGCCCCCUCAAAGCCUGCUGCCACCAAGAGGCUUAACUCUAAUCACAGCAUGGACACGCUGCAUGUCGUGGCCCCUCCCCUUCACCCGCCAGUCAAGCCAGGGGCGGGGUCAACCGCGCGUCGCCGACCCCUCCGGUUGCUAAGGGGGGUGUCUGAAGGAAGCUGCAUGGCUAGCGGUCGUUUUCGGACGCAGCCGGUGACCGCCAGCGACGUCACAGCGAGUCAAUGCCUUUUGGAAGCUGGGGACGCCGAGGAGCCAGAAGUAACUGACAGGAAGACUGACGGAGCCAAAAUGAACAUGGCUGCUGACAUGUCUUUGAUUAAGGGGCUGGAGAAGACUGAAGAGUCGUCUCCCCUGACAACAGAGGGGAGUGGUCGCCAUGCCAACAACAACAGCCGGGCGCACACCCAGCCAAUCACAAGCAAGGAGAUUGUGGCGGCAGGCAGCCCUCCCAAGGAGGAAGAAUCUAAAGGCUCAGAGAUGCAGGAGGCUACAGACAAGCGCAGGUCGAAAGGGGAGCGCUCCCACACACAACCGGUCACUGAGUUUGAGGUGAAGAGGCUCUCGUCCUCCAUUUCCCCCCUACCCCUCUCCGACCAAACACCAUACCCCGGAAGCAAGGACGAAGAGGACAAGUCCCCUAUACCCUCCCAGCCUGUCUUGCUGCAGCGCCAAGACUCGGGCACCCGCAGUGGCAUCAAGGGCAUCCUCAAAAAGAGUCGUUCCACUAGUGUCGAGUCGGACUACAGUGAGGGAGGAACCCCUGAAAGCACCCCCACCACCGGGGUGGUCCGACAAACCAGCGUAACCCUGAGCCACCCCGAGAGCGACGAGGAAGAUGAGGAGAAAACAGAGGAGGUGGAGGAAGAGGAGGAUGAGGAAGAUGAGACGAUAGUGGACGAUAGCCCCGACGGAGGGCGUUUCAGUACCCCCCGGAUGCAGAGGGGCAGUGGGCGUGGUGGUAGCAGUAGUUCAGCGGAGGACCUCCAGAGCCGGACCCCCUCUCCAGACGAGAGCCUGGGGGAGGAAGAGAUGGAGAAGAUGUCUUCGUUGGACACGGAAGAUGGAGAGGAUCAGGAUGUGGAUAGCAGUCUGGACAGCAGUGUGGGGUCAUCCCUGAAAGAGAGGCUAGCUGAAUUGAGCAGUGGUGAGGAGGAGUGGAAGGCCAAGCUGAAGAAGCCCAAGGAUCUGGUGCAGAAGUCCCUGGCUGACCGUUUCAACCAGCUCCAGGACUCUGGAGAUGCCUGGAAGAAGAAGAAGUCCAGUGCGGACGUGGAGACCAAGAUGUCCCUGGCGGACAGGAUGAAGAUCCUACAGGAGAAGGAGGAGGCAUGGAAGAGCAGGGGGCGGGGCGCCGCCAACGAUUCCACCCAGUUCACCGUGGCCGGGCGCAUGGCUAAGAGAGGUCUUGUGUCCGAGACUGGUAAAGAGGAGUCUCCCAUUUCCCACAUUAAGAAGUCCAGCGCCACGCCAGUCAAGCCACAUGAAGAAAUCUCCACUCCGACUGGUGUCAAGGUGGAAGGGGACAAGAGGCUGGACAAGCUAGAGUCCUUCCUGGACAAGCUCCACAGUAAAGGGCUGGGGCACAGCCGGACUUCCACCAUCGAGGUGACUGCCGAGACAGAGAAGGAGGUCAUGACCCUGGAUGAUGAGAUGUUUGGCCGCUUUUACAAGCCUGUGUCGCCCACCGCCCGAGGCGCUGUCGUUACUGCACUGACCGAGGAGGAAUUCAGCGACCUUCAAGCCGACACGCCAAAGUUGACAUCGGCAGUGACGGAGCACAAGCGUGCUGUGCGUCCUACUCGGAAUAACCAGGGCUCACGCAACCCCCUCCGUGCCCUGGCGGCCCGCAACGACAUCCGCCAGGUCUACACGGAACAGAGACUCAAUAUAGCUACCGUGGAAACCAAGAGGAUCCAAGUGGAGAGGAUGGCCAAGCAUUCCAACCUGGCGGACGCAGCUCUGGCCGGCCUGGCUAGCAAGGAGAACUUCCGCAAGGUCAACCUGCGCAGCACCAAGUCCACUGAGGUGGUGACCAACAACAGCACGCUGCCCUUCAACAAGCUCAUGCUCAUCCGCAUCAAAGGUCGGAGGCAUGUGCAGGUGCGUCUGGUGGAGCCCGCUGCCCAUUCCCUGAACAGCGGCGACUGCUUCCUGCUCAUCACCCCCAAACACUGCUUCAUGUGGAGCGGAGAGUUCGCCAACGUCAUCGAGAAAGCCAAGGCUUCAGAGAUGGCAUCGUUCGUGCAGGCUAAGAGGGACCUUGGUUGUAAGGCCUCCCAGGUGACUGUGCUGGAGGAGGGCAUCAACACUGACAACAAAUGGGCUAAGGAGUUCUGGGACCUACUGGGGGGCAAGACCGACUACAGAGGUGCAGGGGAGCCGGAGGAGGAUGAGCUGUAUGAAAGUGGUGUGUUAGACUCUAAUGGGGUCUACGGGCUGCAGGAGGGCAAACUGGUGCCCCACAAAGAGGCCUGGGCCUCCAUCCCCAGUGUCACCCUGCUCAACUCUAAAGAGGUGUUAGUGUUUGACUUUGGCAGUGAGGUGUACGUUUGGACGGGGAAGGACGUCCCCCUUGGUGACAGAAAGGUGGCUGUCCAAUUAGGGAGGCAGCUGUGGAGCGGUUCUUACGACUACAGCAGCUGCAGGGUCAACCCCCUGGACGCCUGUUCCACCAAUACUGAUGUCCCUGAGCAGGGUGAGGGACGUCCCAGCUGGGCUCUGUUCGGCCGUCUGUCGGAGCACAACGAGACGGCUCUGUUCAGAGAGAAGUUCCUGGACUGGGCCGAGAGGAAAGAGGAGUCUGCCAUGGAUGAGGCCAAGAGCCCUGUGCACUCUACCCUCCGCUCGCCCCUUGAGGCGGCCAAGCCCGACGUCUUAAAACCGUGUGACGCCAAGGCCCUGCUGGACAGUGUGGGUGGCCCCGUACGUAGCCUCCUGGAGGGCGUAGACGUUCAGCGUGGCUACGGGAUGGUUCGAACGGAGGACGGACGCCAGGCGGAGCUCGCCACAGUGGCAGUGGACGCCUGGCAUAUCCGGGAGUUUGAGGAGGAGGAGCUGGUGGCGGCGAGCUUGGGCCAGCUGCACGAAGGAGACACCUACGUGAUCCGCUGGAAGUACUCGGUCACCACUGUGGUGGGUAAGAGGCAGAAGCCGGGGGAGCUGAGUAGUGGGGGUGCCGGUCGGGAGCGCAGCGCCUGUUUCUUCUGGCAGGGCCGUCACUCCAGCGUCAGUGGCAAGGGCACCUCCGCACUGAUGACCGUCGAGCUGGGGAACCACAGGGGGGCACAGGUGUUGGUGGCACAGGGCAAGGAGCCUCCAUGUUUCCUGCAGCUCUUCCAGGGAGGCCUGGUCAUCCAAAAGGGUAGCAGAGAAGAUGAUGGCGUCAACAACACAGGCGGCUGGCAUCUGUACUGCGUGCGCGGUGAAGCCACGGUGGAGGCUUCCCUGGUGGAGGUGGAGUGUUGCUGUGCCAGCCUGCGUUCCCGUGCCACCCUGGUUCUGCUGGAUGCCCACCAGGGACAGCUCUACCUGUGGCACGGAUGUAAGUCCCACGCCAGCGCCAGGGAGGUGGGCGCCAGGGCUGUGGAAAGGCUCAAGCAGAGGCAUCCUUCUGAGCUGGGCCUGAACAGUAACAGCAGUCUGAAGGUGGAGGAGGUAGAGGAAGGCACGGAGCCAGUUGGGUUCAGGAAUGCUCUGGGACAGCAGGACAGGAAGGCAUACGACUGCAUGCUCCAAGAUCCAGGGAAAUACAACUUCACCCCGCGACUGUUCUGUCUGAGCGCCAGCUCGGGAGUAUUUGAAGGGGAGGAACUGCUGAGCCCGGCACGUGUGACUGGGGCCGUCAUGGCCAUGCCCUUCCUCCAGGAGAAUCUAUACUCUGUGCCACAGCCAGGCCUCUUCAUGCUAGAUAACCGCAUGGAGGUGUACCUCUGGCAGGGCCGGCAGCCCGACGAUGGAGAGUGUACAGGCUCAGCCAAGAUCCGCUGGGAGAACCAGAAGAAGUGUGCCAUGGAGACGGUGCUGCAGUACUGCAAAGAGAAGAACUCUCGCCGCCCCCCUCAGGCCUACCUGGUCCUAGCGGGCUCUGAACCGCUGACCUUCACCAACAUCUUCCCCUACUGGGAGAGAGAUCCCAACAUCACCACCCAGGCGGAGGGGGCACGCAACAAGGUGACCCUGGUGCAGGACGCCCUGAACUGGCUGAGUAAGAACCAAUACUCUGUGGAGGAGCUAACGGCCAAGCCUCUACCAGAAGGAGUGGACCCCCUCCGCCUGGAGAUCUACCUUUCAGACCAGGACUUCCAGAGGGUCUUGGAGAUGACUCGCACCGAAUUCAACGCCCUGCCAAACUGGAAACAGAAGAACCUGAAGAAAAGCAAGGGCCUUUUUUAAAAAGUUUUCCUUUUUUGUUGUUGUAAACAAGAGGACAUUUUAAAGUCCAUAUGGCACCUUUUUCAUACUGUUUUGUAUUCUGGGGGAAAUCAUGUUGUUUUUUUCAUGUAAACCGAAAGAACAAAACACAUGUACAGACUUGUAUCUGUUUUAAAACGAUAACCUCUUUUUAAAAAUGCCAAUUUUAUAGACCUUUCCUACAAAGCAAUAUAUUGUAGCCAAAUAUAUACAGUAUAUGCAAGUGUUACCUUUUGGCAGCGAGGUUAUUGUUAAUUAUAGUGAACUAUAUAUGCCCCUGAAUUAUAAAUAUGUAUUAUAAAUGUCUGUUCUUACAUGUGUACUCUAGCAUUGUCAAUUCUGUCAAGAGUGGGAGAUUGUCUUUGUGUCUGUUGUGUUGAAUGGCUGUGAUCAACAAAAACACUCGAGGGUCAUUCAUACACUUAACCAUCACCUAAAAGUUGCCGCCAGUUUUUAGAGAAGAAAUACUCAUUAGCCAUUCUAAGUUAGAGGCAAUCUGCAGUUGCCACAUACAUAAUGUUUUUAUAUAUACCCAUUGAUUCAUUAAGACUAUCAUUUACGAAUGCCUCAUUAGCUUUGUUCAACUGUCAUACCCCAUUACAACCCAAAAUAUAAGCUUGUUUUACCUAAUGUUUGUAAACAACAUAAUUGUCAACAAACACUUUAUCGCCUCAAACCAUGUUUUAAACUAGAAUUUUGAUAUCAUGGUCCAUAGCUUUGUCUAUGAAUUUGAGAGUGGUUACAUUUCUUCAGCCCCAUCCCUCAGCUUUUUACCAAAACACUAGUGGGGUGCAUCUUUGUUAAAUGUUCAAUCUGCAGUUGAAACAAUAAGUAUCUUUGUGGUGGUUUCUCCAACAGAUCAAGCCUAAUCCUGGACUAUAAAGUAUUUAAUGGAGAUUCUCCAUUGAGAUAGAUUUUUAGUCCAGGACAAGGCUUAAUCUUGAGCUUUCAGGUCUCUCUUGCAAAAGUGAUUUUAUCUCAUUGAGACUAACCCGUAUUCGAGGGGUGGCAGGGUAGCCUAAUGCGUUGGACUAGUAACCGGAAGGUUGCAAGUUCAAAUCCCCGAGCUGACAAGGUACAAAUCUGUCAUUCUGCCCCUGAACAGGCAGUUAACCCACUGUUCCUAGGCUGUCAUUGAAAAUAAGAAUUUGUUAGUUAAAUAAAGGUCAAAUUAAAAAUAAUUAAAGAUUAAAUUAAAAAUUGGUUAAUAAUAAACAGGUGCUAGAUUUUUUGUGUGGUUUUAAGUGUUAUGAAUACAGUUACACCCUAAGAGCUGGUUUCCUGGACAGUUCUGUACUAAAAACCUCUUUUCAAUUGAGAAUCUCAAAUUAUUUUUGGUCCAGCACAACGGUUAAUCUCUGUCUGGGAAACUGGACCCAAAUCUUUGGAGCGACUGCUUCUCUAGGACCAAACCUCUGACUGUAUUGUACCUCUUCACUAUGAAUUUCUUGGAGUGUGUGGUGGAUGGGUAAGAGUUACAGUGCCAAGUGAAAGCCUACACACCCUUGCACAGUUUUCACAUUUUGCGCCCUGAAACUGAAAUCCCCCCAAAAUAUUCAAUAAGUAUUUUUUUCUCACUGUUCUACACAACAUACUCCCCCAUUUUCCAAGAGAAAUUUCAUUCGAAUGUUUCAUUUUUUUCCAUUUUUAUUCACACCCCAUGAUGUGGCACAUCUAAAUACGUUUAUUUGGAAAUGAUCUUCAUACAAAAUCACACAUUGUGGAAUGAGGUCCAUGCAAAAGUUGUGGUUUUCCUGAUUUAAGAACAACUUUCCCUGUCUCUGUAAGGUCCCUCAAUUGGAUAAUGAAUGUCAAACAGUGAUUCAACCUCCGAGCCACACCCAAUGAGCUUUUAAAAGCAUGUCUGGGAUACAUUUUUGGACAGGCAUAGAUCAGGGGAGGUUUAGAAAUAAUUCUAAGCCACUGAAUAUACCAUUGAGUGUUGUCAGGAUCUCGUCACGGUAUCUCUGUGCAUUCUAAUUGCCAUAGAUGAUAAAAUGCAAUCGUGUUCAUUGUCAGUAGCUUACAGUAUGCCUGCCCAUACCAUAGCCCCACCAUGGGGCGCUCUGUUCACAACGUUGAAGUCAACAAACUGCUCACCCACACAACGCUGUCUGCCAUCUGCCCGGUACAGUUGAAACCGGGAUUCAUCAGUGAAGACUGAUGCAUUGCUGUGGCCAUUGAAGCUGAGCAUUUGACCACUGAAGUCUGUUAUGAUGCCAAACUGCAGUCAGACAAGUCCCUGUUGAAGGCCACGAGCACCCAGAUGAGCUUCCCUGAGACGGUUUCUGACAGUUUGUGCAGACAUUUUUCGGUUGUGCAAACCCACGGUUGUAUCAGCUGUCCAGGUGGCUGGUCUCAGACGAUCCCGCAGGUGAAGAAGCCGGAUGUGGAAGUCCUAGGCUGGCAUGGUUAUACAUGGUCUGCGGUUGUGAGGCUUGGUUGGAAGUACUGCCAAAUUCUCUAAAACAAUGUUACAGAUGGCUUAUGGUAGAGAAAUUAACAUAAAAGUAUCUGGCAACAGCUCUGGUGGACAUUUCUGCAGAUACGAUGCCAACUGUAUGCUCCCUCAAAUUGACACAUCUGUGGCAUUGUGUUGUGACAAAACUGCACAUUUUAGUGGCCUUUUGUUGUCCCCCGCACAAGGUGCACCUGUGUAAUGAUCAUGCUCUUUAGUCAGCUUCUUGAUAUGCCACAACUGUCAGGUGGAUGGAUUAUCUUGACAAAGGAGAUGCUCACUAACAGGAAUGUAAACAAAUGUGUGUGCAGAAUUUGAGAGAAAUAAGCUUUUUGUGCUAAUGGAAAAUUUCUGGGAUCUUUUAUUUCAGCUCAUGAUACUAACACUUUACAUGUUCCAUUGAUAGUUUUGUUCAGUAAACUUCUGGUGUUCCAAAACGCAAUGAUGCUGCUGGUCUGAUCGAGGCUAGGUUUUUAGCAUCCUCAUGAUGGGUAUAGGGCAGAUUUGAAUAUCAUGUAGCCUAAAACUUUCGAUGUUACAUUAAGCUGGGUGAAUGGAAUAUGAAUAACAGUCAUCCAAUAUGCUGUAAUAGAAAUGAGGCCAUGCUCAUAAAACAUUUAUUUUAAUAAUUGUCCUCCCUAAUCAAAAUUGCACCUACCGCCACUGACCCAGACACUGCAACAUUCUGGCUGUCAAUCCUAACUGAGAUGUGAGAGAGAAUGGAAACUGCUCAGGGACAUCACUAUGGGGUUUAAGAUUGUUUUAAAAUGGCUGCAGAAUUCAAUGGCUGAGCUGAGAGAACAGUGCAUGGAUCAACAACAUUACAUUCACUCCACAUUACUGGCAUGUAUGAUGAAGUGAAAAGAAGGAACCCUGUGUUUAAAAAAUCGAGGCUGUUAAAGCUUGAAUCUGCAUUACAGUAGGUGAAACAGUGCCACUGGUCGCCCCAGGCUCCAUUUAUCGUUUUUGUUUUGUUUAUGAACCGAGGAGAGGAGUAUACAGCAUCUUGGUAAAAAAACAAAUUGCAGUACAUACUCUUCUAUCGCAGGUGCAAUGAUGUGCAAUUGUGUUCUUGGUUUGAAGUAACUUUUGUCGUUGUAAUAUUGUAAACCUACGUGGCAGUUUCAUAGCUAUGGAUUCCAGCUUUAAGUAAUACUGCAGUACAAUGUGGCAAAGAUUCAUUGUUAUGCUUCAGUUAAAACCUUAAGGUAUGGGUCCAAUUCAACACAUCACAGAGUGAAAUUCUCUAUUUUCAAGUAUUGGGGUGGCCGCAUCAUGUUAUGGGUAUGCUUGUCACUAGCAGAGACGAGGGAAUUUGUCAAUAUCAAGAUCAAUAUGAAAGGAGCGAAGCCCAGGUAAAAAGUAAGAGGAAAACCUGCCUCAGUCUUCUGAAUACCUCAUCUGUGUGUGUGUGCGCAUUUAUACUGUAUGCGUGUCAGUGGUGCACCAACACUGUUGACCUCUCCGCUGAGUGGUCCAGUCUCAGUCCUGACUUAAAUCUGCUUGACUGUCACAAGGUUUGAAUAUUGAGCUUGAGCAAUUUAGAUGACAAACCUGCCUUCAGAAAUGAUUCUCACCCUGGACUUUUUUUAUUGUCCUUUUUGGUCAAAGAUCCACACAAUACUAGUCAAAGUGGAAGAAAAAUUCAACGAUUUGUUAACAAUGAAUUAAAAAUAAUGAAUUAUCAACCCCCUGAGUUAAUAUGUUAGAAUCACCUUUGGCAGCAAUUACAGCUGUAAGUCUCUAAGAGCUUUGCAUACCUGGAUUGUACAAUAUUUUCCCAUUCUAUUUAAAAUUCUUCAAGCUCUGUCAAGUUGUUUAAUUUUUUUAACCUUUAUUUAACUACAACAAAUUCUUAUUUUCAAUGACUGCCUAGUGGGUUAACUGCCUAUUCAGGGGCAGAAUGACAGAUUUGUACCUUGUCAGCUCGGGGAUUUGAACUUGCAACCUUUCGGUUACUAGUCCAACGCUCUAACCACUAGGCUACCCUGCUGUUUGAUCAUUGCUAGACAGCCAUUUUCAAGGCUUGCCAAGCCACUCGGGAAUAUUCAAUAUCGCCUUGGUAAGUAACUCCAUCUUUGCGAGGCAUUGGAAAACCCCCCUUGCCUUUGGUUGAAUCUGUAUUUUGAAAUUCACUUCUCAACUGAGGGACCUUACAUUUAUCUUGUAUGCGUUUGUGGUACAGAGAUGUUGUAGUCAUUAAAAAAAAAUCACGUUAACCACUAUUAUUGCACGCAGAGUGAGUCCAUGCAAUUUAUGUGACUUGUUAAGCACAUUUUUACUCCUGUAUUUAUUUAAGCUUGCCUUAACAACGGGGUUGACUCAAUACAUUUAAACUUUACAAAUUAAUCUUUUAAAUUAAGAAAAAAAAUCUCAAAACAAAAUUCCACUUUGACCUUAUGGGCUAUUAUUGUGUGUAGAUCAGUUAAACAAAAUCUCAAAUUCAGGCUGUAACACAACAAAAUGGUGAAAAAGUCCAGAGUUGUGACCUUUCUGAAGGCACUGCAUGUUGACCUAAGAGUUGUGCAAAGUUGGUAGAACAUUAUUAAAAAUGAUGCACAGCUGUAAUUGCUGCCGUAGGUGCUUCCGCCAUGACUAAACUCUGAGGUGUGAAGACAAACACAAUCAAGACAUCUUUGUUUUUAUGAAUGAGCAUUUUCUGUCAUUUUUCUUUCACUUGGAAAACGUGGAGUAUGUUGUGUAGAUCAGUAGUGUUGGGCAUAAUCCCAACCCAGUAGAUAAUGGGCAUAAUGCCAACCCAGAGAUGGCACUAGUGGGGCACCUAUCUGGGAUAUAUAUAAACUGGUGCAUUAUGAGUGUCUGAUUAAGAUGUUGUGGCCUGUAACAUGUUUAUACCCGAGUAAAGGAUUAUGUUUGAACUUCA
Oncorhynchus kisutch (coho salmon) is the source of this 10664-nucleotide messenger RNA. RefSeq names its product supervillin d (gene svild). The coding region runs from base 592 to 5304 and encodes 1570 amino acids. Gene Ontology annotation, biological process: actin filament severing; cytoskeleton organization; actin polymerization or depolymerization. Lineage: Eukaryota; Metazoa; Chordata; Actinopteri; Salmoniformes; Salmonidae. Gene Ontology annotation, cellular component: cytoplasm; actin cytoskeleton. The transcript is spliced from 31 exons. Gene Ontology annotation, molecular function: actin filament binding; phosphatidylinositol-4,5-bisphosphate binding. The record is from RefSeq and is a predicted model, not a curated record.